CCUGCGCCACCCAAAUGCGGAGAGUUCGGAGAGGAAGAGAGACGGGAGCACACGGACGCACGUUCUAGAGAAAUUACCAAAACUGUGCAGGGGUUACAGUAAAUUUGCGGACUCGAACUUGGAGAUAAGGUAUCUCGUAAAGCUCCCUGAUUACUCUUUUGAUUAAAAAUAUUAAACGAGGCGAGGCGGUUUGAGGUUGUGUUAGUAAGUAGACCACGUCCCCAGCCACUCUGGGGACCCAACGGAGAGGUCACCCAGGUCACCCGACGGUCCCACCCAGAGACCUGAGCUCCGGGGCUCGCGCGGGCGUAGGCUCCGCGGGCGGAGACGACGCCUGAAGGGACUAGUUGGCACGCCGACCGGGCGUGGUGACGUCAGGGCGGAAGCGCACGCUGCGUGAAGCGGCCAGAACCCGGCGGUCACGGGAAUAUCCGUCGCGCCGAGAACGCUGGUUAGUCUCACUCCGGGUUCCGGCUGCGUUGGGCGUGCGUGCAGCUCGCUGAGACUAUGGCGUCCGGGCCUCACCCGACCGCGACCGCUGCCACCGCCGUCUCGUCUGCUGCCCCGAGCGCGGGCGGCUCAAGCUCCGGCACGACGACCACGACGACAACCACGACGGGAGGGAUUCUGAUCGGCGACCGUCUCUACUCGGAAGUUUCGCUCACCAUCGACCACUCGCUGAUUCCGGAGGAGCGGCUCUCGCCCACCCCGUCCAUGCAGGACGGGCUAGACCUGCCCAGCGAGACGGAUUUGCGCAUCCUGGGCUGCGAGCUUAUCCAGGCCGCCGGCAUUCUCCUCCGGCUUCCGCAGGUGGCGAUGGCAACGGGUCAGGUGUUGUUUCAUCGUUUUUUCUACUCGAAGUCUUUCGUCAAACACAGUUUCGAGAUUGUUGCCAUGGCGUGUAUUAAUCUUGCAUCAAAAAUCGAAGAAGCACCCAGAAGAAUAAGAGAUGUGAUUAAUGUAUUUCACCAUCUCCGCCAGUUAAGAGGAAAAAGGACUCCAAGCCCCCUGAUCCUUGAUCAGAACUACAUUAACACCAAAAAUCAAGUUAUCAAGGCAGAGAGGAGGGUGCUAAAGGAAUUGGGAUUUUGUGUUCAUGUCAAGCAUCCCCAUAAGAUCAUUGUUAUGUAUUUACAAGUCUUAGAAUGUGAACGUAAUCAAACCCUGGUUCAAACUGCCUGGAAUUAUAUGAAUGACAGUCUUCGAACCAAUGUAUUUGUUCGAUUUCAACCAGAGACUAUUGCAUGUGCUUGCAUCUACCUUGCAGCUAGAGCUCUUCAGAUUCCAUUGCCAACUCGUCCCCAUUGGUUUCUUCUUUUUGGUACUACAGAAGAGGAGAUCCAAGAAAUCUGCAUAGAAACGCUUAGGCUUUAUACCAGAAAAAAGCCAAACUAUGAAUUGCUGGAAAAAGAAGUAGAGAAAAGAAAAGUUGCCUUACAAGAAGCCAAAUUAAAAGCAAAGGGAUUGAAUCCUGAUGGAACUCCAGCCCUUUCAACUCUUGGUGGAUUUUCUCCAGCCUCUAAACCAUCAUCACCAAGAGAAGUAAAAGCUGAAGAGAAGUCACCUAUUUCUGUUAAUGUGAAGACAAUAAAAAAAGAACCCGAGGAUAGACAACAGGCUUCUAAAAGCCCUUACAAUGGUGUAAGAAAAGACAGCAAGAGAAGUAGAAAUAGCAGAAGUGCAAGUCGAUCAAGGUCAAGAACACGAUCACGUUCUAGAUCACAUACUCCAAGAAGACAUUAUAAUAAUAGGCGGAGUCGAUCUGGAACAUACAGCUCGAGAUCAAGAAGCAGGUCCCGCAGUCACAGUGAAAGCCCAAGAAGACAUCAUAAUCAUGGCUCUCCUCACCUUAAAGCCAAGCAUACCAGAGAUGAUUUAAAAAGUUCAAAUAGACAUGGUCAUAAAAGGAAAAAGUCUCGUUCUCGAUCUCAGAGCAAGUCUCGGGAUCACUCAGAUGCUGUCAAGAAACACAGGCAUGAGAGGGGACAUCAUAGGGACAGGCGUGAAAGGUCUCGCUCCUUUGAGAGACCCCACAAAGGCAAGCACCAUGGCAGCAGUCGCUCAGGACACGGCAGGCACAGGCGCUGACCUUCCCCUUCGAGCCGCGUCGGCUCCUGGUUUGCCUGUCUACAGUGUGAUGUAUGGACUCAUAAUCAAAACAUUAAAAGCAAGCUGAUUAGGACUUGAUUUCUUAAACCCUCUAGGUCUCUAGAAACACUGAGGACAUUUUCUUUUAAAAAGAACUACGUUUUUUGGUUUGUUUUUUUUUUUUUUUUUUGCACAUAAAAUGCCCUAGCAGUAUCUAAUUGAAAACCAUGGUCAGGUUCAAUUGUAAUUAUUAUAGUUGUGUAUUGUUUAUUGCUAUAAGAACUGGAGCGUGAAUUCUGUAAAAAAUGUAUCUUAUUUUUAUACAGAUAAAAUUGCAGACACUGUUCUAUUUAAGUGGUUAUUUGUUUAAAUGAUGGUGAAUACUUUCUUAACACUGGUUUGUCUGCAUGUGUAAAGAUUUUUACAAGAAAAUAAAAUACAAAUCUUGUUUUUCUAAA
Molecule: messenger RNA, 2546 nt
Organism: Cervus elaphus (red deer)
Lineage: Eukaryota; Metazoa; Chordata; Mammalia; Artiodactyla; Cervidae
Gene: CCNL1
Product: cyclin L1
Exons: 11
Coding region: 508-2088 (526 amino acids)
Biological process (GO): regulation of transcription by RNA polymerase II
Cellular component (GO): nucleus
Molecular function (GO): cyclin-dependent protein serine/threonine kinase regulator activity
Source: RefSeq, a predicted model, not a curated record